AUGAAUCACGAUUGCUGUUUACCACCAUCAUCGUUCAACAACAGUCCUUGUGUGAUCUACUUCAAUGGUCAAAGUAGCUUUUCUCAGAGAACAGAUCUCAAUGAACUUCAAAGAGACGGAGGACAAAACCCAACUACCCAUCUGCCACGCUUACCUUUCACCGCAGCCUCUGUCACCCAUCAUGAGCCCACCACUCCAGCCAAGCGCAUCCGACGAGCCCGCAGGACAACCAAGCGGAAGAUCAUCUACCACAAUUGUGUCUACGAUGGUUGCUCGAAGACAUACACCAAGAGCUCCCAUCUGAAAGCUCACAUGAGAACACACACUGGGGAAAAGCCCUACGUCUGUUCGUGGUGCGGAUGCGACUGGAAGUUCGCCAGAUCCGAUGAACUCACCAGACACUUCAGAAAGCACACAGGAGACAAACCAUUUCGGUGUCAUUACUGCGAAAAAGCAUUCUCCAGAUCAGAUCAUCUGUCGUUGCACGUGAAAAGGCACACUGGCAUUCCUUGA
Uloborus diversus is the source of this 513-nucleotide messenger RNA. RefSeq names its product Kruppel-like factor 1. The record is from RefSeq and is a predicted model, not a curated record. Gene Ontology annotation, molecular function: RNA polymerase II cis-regulatory region sequence-specific DNA binding; DNA-binding transcription factor activity, RNA polymerase II-specific. Lineage: Eukaryota; Metazoa; Arthropoda; Arachnida; Araneae; Uloboridae. The coding region runs from base 1 to 513 and encodes 170 amino acids. Gene Ontology annotation, biological process: regulation of transcription by RNA polymerase II. The transcript has a single exon.